GCCUUGCACUGUGCCGCCGAGGCCAUGCGCGCCCAGCUCCGCCUCGACAACUGCUACCAGCUCCUCUGCCUGGCCAAGAAGCAGCGACUGGCGGAGCUGCGGGAGGCCGCCUACCGCUUCAUGAGCGACCACUACCUGGAGGUGCUGCGGGAGCCCAGCGUCUACGGCCGCCUCAGUGGCACCGAGCGGGACCUCAUCCUGCAGCGGCGCAUGGAGGCAGGCCGGCCCUGCUUGCUGGUGGCUGAGGUCAGCGAUGCCUUUGAGCGGCCGGGUGGCGGCAGCCGGCCACAGAGCCGGGAGAGCAGCCGGCCGCAGAGCCCCUCCUCCGUGGUGUCGCUGGAGGAGAGCGGCUCCCUCGUCCACUGCUACCAGGAGGGCAGCGGUGAGUGGAGGGUGCUGACGCGCCUGCCCGAGGAGGCCAAUGCCAAGGGCUGUGCCAUGUGCGUCCUCCACAACUACCUCUUCCUAGCAGGGGGUAUCGUGGCGGGGCCGGCGGGCAGCGAGCCCCGAGCCCGCCUUUCUGACAAGGUCUUCUGCUACAAUCCCCUCACUGACACCUGGAGCCAGGUGCGGCCGCUGGCUCAGCCCCGCUCACAGCUCAAGCUGCUGGCCCUGGACGGUUACCUCUACGCUGUGGGGGGUGAGUGCCUCUUCACUGUGGAGAGGUAUGACCCGCGGGCCGACCGCUGGAGCCCCGUGGCACCCCUGCCCAAGGGUGCCUUCGCUGUGGCUCAUGAGGCCACCACCUGCAACGGGGAGAUCUAUGUGUCGGGAGGCUCCCUCUUCUACCGCCUGCUCAAGUACGACCCCAAGCGUGACGAGUGGCAGGAGUGCCCUUACAACAGCAGCCGCCGGCGCUCUGCUGACAUGGUGGCCUUCAAGAGCUUCAUCUACCGCUUCGACGUGAGCAGCGGCCGCGGUGGGGAGCAGGGCCCAGGUGGCGGGACUGGUGGUGGAGUUGAAGUUUUCCGGUACAACACAGUGGCCAAGCGCUGGAGCCAGUGCGCCAGCCUGCGGCCCAGUGGUGGCCCCAUCCAGCCCUUCCGUUGCGCUCCCUUGGGCAACACCAUCUACUGUGUCAACCGGACCGGCACCCUCCGCUUCAGCCUAGCCCAGGACGGGGAGGUGGAAGCAGAUGGCGGGCUCAAGGGCACCUUUGAUGGAGAGCUUCUUAAAGCUCCCUUGGAUGCCAAGGGUGUCCUCCUACCCUUUGUGCUCACCCUCCCCGAGAGGCUGGACAAAGCAGGGGACCAGGAGGGCUCCCUCCCUCUGUGAAGUGGCCAGCCUGUCUCUGGCUUCCUGAGUGGGGAGCUGGGUUGCAGAUGUGGGGGACCCACAAACUCCCCCCUACAGAGAGGACCCCCUCUAGCAUGUCUGCAGAGAGAAGGGGUUUCCCCUUUCCUCCUCUGCUCCCAGGAUGUUGAGCUGGUGUCACUUGAUUGUAACUUGGUUGUCACUCCUCUUGUGUUUGCUGUGCUUUGUGUGAAAAGCCAAGCACAUGAAAGGAAAAGCUGCUAUAAAGGAUAAUCUCUGGAUUAUGUUUGUGCCAAUUCCCAAUCUGAGAAAAACUUUUUUACACCUGCAUUUAUAAAAAAAUUCCUGACAACAGUGUCAUAAUGGAUGUUACUGUUAGUGUUGGUUGUGUGUUUACACGUAGUUGCAAUCUGGGCUAGAGCCUUUUCUGCCAUUUGUUUUCUUUCUCUCCGGGAUGAUACGCAGAGAUAAACACUGCUGGCAACAUAGCUGCAUUUGUUUUUAAGUUAAACCAACUACUUCCUGUGUUAGAAAAUUAUAGAAGGAACAUGUCCAUCACAGCCUUUCAUUUCUGGUGCAAUAGAUGGUUUAAGGAAGACGUGGCACUGUGUGGUCCCAGGAAUUUCAACCACAAAUGAUUUAACAGAUACCAGACAAAGUUUAAGUAACACAAAUGUGUGCCACAUGUUUGUAUUUGGAAUACAAAAAAAAAAAAAAGGCAAGUUACCUUUUUAAAAUGUGGCAUAUUAUAGCAGAUAUGAAAUGUUAAUACAUUCUUUAUUUGAAAAAGGCAAUGAUUUCUGUAUAAAACAGACAUCAUUUUAUUACCUUUUUUAUCAGAGAUUUUAAGUUAUAACAAAAAUGAACUGAAGCUGUUCAGACUGCAACCGACUGACAUGACCAUGUAUGCCACUAGAGUUGGGGGAAAUAUUUUGUACUUCAGCUGCUCUUUAAUUAACUGCAGGUCAAGGAAGAUUAACUUAAACCAAAUGUAAAUUCUUUGAAACUGCAGACAGCUUAAAUGUUUCACUGUAUGUUCAGUAUCCUGUGGCAAGAAGCUUUUCCAACUUAGUGCAAGACCAUCAAAGAAGGACACGGAAAAUAGGAAUGUACUACACAUGUUGAUUAUAUUGUGCACUAGCGUGAUGUUAUUCCCCUAUCUUUUGAUUGAGAGACUGCUUUAUUUAUUUCGAUCUAAUGAUUGCUGUAAUCAGUAAGGCCUUGUUAAUUGCAGUACAUGCUGAUGGUGUACUCUGUCAUUGGGAUUCUGAACUGCCUGAGAGUGCUGUUUGUGGAGCAGCAUCAUAACAAGACAAAACCACACAAGGAUUCUUUCUGCCUAUGGAAAGUUAUCAUACUUUUUGUCAUGUUACUCAGAACUGGAAAAGUGUAAACCGUCUACGCAGACAGACUGUAUUGAAAAGGGCACAUGUGUUUUAUUUUAUACAUUUUAUAUAAAAAAUCAAUAGCCAAGGCAAAUGUUUUAGCUUUAUGGUAAAUCGCUGAGAAACCUUUUCUGAAAAAAGAGAACCAGUGGUUUUGCUAUUGAUAAUUCAGCCUGGAACUGUCAUGGACUGUGGAAGGGAAUUGUUUAUACUCAGAGCUCUAGCAUAGAUUCAUUUUAGAAAGACAUAGGGAUCUUACAUCAAAGAAAGCAGAUCUUUUUAUGUUUUAUUAAGAUGUUUCUGUUAAAUAGGACAUUAGCAUUCUUACACAUUAUUGCUAGUUCCAAAGGAAGGCAGCAGGCUCUGUCCUAAGACACCAUCUUCACAGAAUAGAAUAGUGAAGUUUAUAGAUACUUCUUUCCUUCACUUUCAUGGCUUUUUUUUUUCCUUUUCUCCAUCUGUCUUGCACAGGGUUUUCAUGCAGCUGAUCCGUUUAGCCAUCCUGUAGAAAACAGUGGACCAUUCCUAAAAGUUCUUAGCCAAGCAAGCCUAUUCCCUAGUGAACUAAUUAAAGCAUCAGCCAGGUAGGAACUGCAGGUCUGCAGAGUGUGACACUUAUUUUAGCUUCAGUACACGUAGGUGCAGUGAAAUUUAAUACCACAGCUGGCAUAUUCUUUAGCAAUUCACAAAGAAACUGAUUUUUUUUACCGAAUGAUGGACUUAACUCUCAGACAAGAAUCCUUGGAAAUGUUGACUCUAAGUUAAAUUACAGCAUUGUAGCUUGGGCAGGAGAGAAUAAUUAUGUGUUUGCCUCCAGCAUCAUUUUUAUGUUAACUGUAGAAAGUAUUUCAAGCUGUGUAGUGAAACACUUAGGUGCUUACUUAAACUAAAGACAUAAGUGCUAGGCCAGAUUUUGAGUUAGUAGAGUCACCAGGAACACACAAGGAAAUGUCUUGUUUAUCUUACAAUAUAAUAUGAUUUUGUAGUUCAAAAAAUUAUGUAGUAUAGUUCUUAUACUGCAGCAUAGUGAGUAAUCAAGCCAGCUUUUGCAUUCCUAUUAAUUAAGCAUUAAUUUAGCAUUUUCACUCCUACUAAUGCAUGAAAAUGCUUUUAAAUUAAUUUGGGGCAGUCUUCAUGAUUUGAGCUGUGAAAAGAUGCCACAAAAGUCAAAAGAUGACUUUCGGGAAAGGAUGAAACAUAUCCUUUCUUUCAGUAUUUGUUGCUGUACACCAUGAAGAAAUACAUUUGGAAAUAAUCUUUACAGUAAUAAGCAUUCUAUGAAUCUGCAGUGGUCUGUAUUUUUGCUAUUGUUAGGAAAGGUUGAAUCAAGUGCUUACCCACUUUCACUGUUUACACAGUGUAAAUGAGGGCUGAGUCUGGUGUUCAUUAGUAGCUGUCCAUCAAACCUAUUUCCUUUGUACACUCUUUGCAUAAUCACAGCCUGAUGAUUGACAACAGGGGCAUGUUUAUAGCCAGAUUUCCUACUCUGUGGCCUCUGUUUCCUCCCUGGUUAAGCCUGAGGCAGGUUUGCUGAGAGUUGUUUUUCCCCCUCAGUUAAAUCUUCAGCGUAUCCAAAAAAAACCCACUGAACUUGGUUACUAAAACUAGAAUUCAGGUAGACCAGGUAUUUGAAGACUAGAAUUGUCAUCCCAGAACUCUGAUUUGUUAAAUUGAGCAACCACUGUCCCUUUGACAUGCAGAGGUGCCGAGCCAUUCCUGUCCACCCAUUCAGAACUGCUCACCUCCGAGCAGUUACGCGCCUACCUAGCUACCGCCUCCACUCCUUUGAAACUAGAUGAUGCGAUACACAGAAGCCACUGAGGUAAUAUGGAACAGACUAAAGGGCUGGGCCACCCUCAAGUUGUGUUUGCAUAUGUUUUGCUUUUAAAACAGAGCUCUUUUAUCUAGUAGCCUGAAGGCUACUGUAUUUGCAUGGGAACAUGGAGAUAUGUGUUUGCUUUCUUAGCCUGCAAGGAUUCAAUCCGUAUCUUCCACCACAUGAUUGGCAAUGGAUUGAAGGACCUCUUGGAGCUAAUGCCUGAUCUCUAAAUAUUGAUGCAUUUUGUAUUAUACAUUAAUUGGCUAAAAAUCUCAGAAAUUGUCCAGGCAGGUGAAUUCAAACCCUCAUCAUCACUGAGUAAUUUGAAACUAACUGGUCCUCUUUGCUGUCUUUCUUCUCCAUAAAUCUCACAGUCCCCUUCUCCCACUUUUAAUAAGACAUGCAGGAGAUGAUUUUUCUGCUUCCUCCUCCCUAGAGUACUCCUGUUUUCAAGACCAUCUGCUAGAGGAUAUAGGUUUAGAUUCCCUUAAGCUGAGUAAGGACUGAAUUUAGGCCUCCCACCUAAUGUGUGUGUGUUCUCAAAUCUAGAUGACUGUUUAGAAGAAUAUUGGCACCACCUCCUAGGGCUCUUUUUCAGGGAUGAACCUAAUGCAGAUUCUCCAAAAGCAUACAGAGGUUCCUGCACACCAAGUUCUGGGUAGAUUCCAGGCUCCAGCUCCUGGAUGGGUAAUUCAGGACAGUUGGUACGUGUUGGUGCAAUUGGGCAAUCUUGCUUCUGUGGGAAGCUUUUCCAGACAGGUUCUGUAUUUUGGGUUGCCAGUCUGAGGUGAGGGACUCCAUGCAUUGUACUGGGAGGCCAAGGAGGUAGUUCGGAUUCUUCUCAGGGGUGACGCCUUGUUAAAGAGGCAUUGCAGUGCCUAACUUGGAAAUGCCCAAAGCCUUCAUUGUAUCUAAAACUAAAUCCCUGCUUCAGAAAAGAAACAAUCCUUCUUAGCGAAUGCUAAUAACAGAUGGAAUUGUAAUGUUUCCAUCUAUUAACUGGUUCUGUAAAAAGAAAAUUGCAGCAAAGGCAUGUGUACAAAUUCUGUUUACACUUGGAAAUUCAGUCAAAGGAAAAACUGGCAAAAGAAUAACCCUAUUUGAUUAAAACAGGCACUGUUAAGCAACGUGGAAAGGAUGUUAAUCAUACCCUGUUAAUGAAUAAAAUUAUGCAGUAACUGGUGUAAAUUCUCUCCACAAAA
Messenger RNA from Athene cunicularia (burrowing owl), 5660 nucleotides. It is a transcript of the gene KBTBD11, whose product is annotated as kelch repeat and BTB domain containing 11. Lineage: Eukaryota; Metazoa; Chordata; Aves; Strigiformes; Strigidae. Gene Ontology annotation, molecular function: protein binding. The record is from RefSeq and is a predicted model, not a curated record. The transcript has a single exon. The annotation marks the transcript as partial.